UUUUAUAAUAUUUACAAUGUACACAUGUUUCCAUAGUGCUCUGCAUUGUGGGAUCUUUUUUUUUGGGCAAACCGUGCCUUUUUAUUAGAGAGAUAGAUAUGAAAGGGGGAGACAGAGGGGAUGACACGCAGCACAUGGUCCCAAGCCGGAUUCGAACCCUGGGUCCUCUGCUUGGGGACCAAACCCCAGUACAUGGUCCGUCAGCUCUACCAACUGAGCUAUACGACGGUCGCACUGUGGGAUCUUGAUGAAGCUAAUAUUUUAUUUCUGUAGCCGGGACACUCAUUUCUGUCUUGUAAUUUGUAAUCAUUUAGUGUUGAAUUGCAUUAUAUAAUUAGUAUGCUGCUAUUUUUUUGUUCAUCUCAUUUAUUGUACAUAAAUAUCAGUACACACUAAGUGAUACAAUAAUUAAUUUGUUAAUAAGACAAAUUACAUUUUGAAUUCUGUUUUAAUUGGAUUGUAAAUUGGAUAUCUUUGGGAUUAAGUUGUGGAAAUGAUUAGGAUUUGUGUCAUGGUUUAGUUGAAUACUCGCUUCUGAUUGGUCAGUUCGGACAUUUCAGAGGUUAAAGAGAGAAAGGAAGAAAGGUUAAAAGACGGAGCGCUGGAUGUCAGAUGAAUGAACAGAAGCAGACAGACAGGAAGUCAACACGGGAACAUGCUAUGGGCUCUGCAGAGUUUAAGGACUUAAAAAACAGGAGCUAUCCUCGGUCGACCUCAGAAACUAAUCUGGAGGACGAGAGCGGAGAUGAAAGUAAAGAUGAAGAUGAAACCAUCAUACAUUCAGAUGCUGAGUCAGAGAGUCUGCUGCAUCCCGUGUUUCUGCCACUUCUUGCCACCCUGGCUGAAGCCUCAACUCAGACGACUCCGGAGUUGCCUCCCAUUGAAGUCCAUUGUAAGACAGAGGCACAGUCACUGUCACUUUCAUUGUUUACACAUGAUGGUAACUAUCCUGAGCAGAGUCCUGUCCACAGUGAACCUGAUCACCACACCACUGGACCCUCUGUCCCUCAACGAAAGCCUGUCUCCCCCCUUCCCUCUGCUCACACCCACGCUGGCGACUCAGCCUGUGUGAACCCCCCCACUUCCUGUUCCCUUCCUGUGGCCCAGAGCCCAGAGCCCAGCGUGGACUCCAGCAGCUUCUGGCGGAGCUGCAACGCUGCCGGAUGCACAGAGGCCAUCUUCAGAGGCUUCAACAACGAGAUGAGCGACAUCUCCGGCAGGAUUCAGUCAGAGCAGGCCAGCCAGGAGGAUUUUAAUCUGGCGUUAACAGUGAUGAGGGCAUCUGGGAAACUGUCUGAGCUUGUGGCCAAGCAGCAGGAAGAGUUACAAGUGAGACAAAGGGAGCUUCAAAAGGCAGCAGCAGCCAUGGAGGAGGCCGUCUCAGUGCUGAGGAGAUGAGAAGCUGCUACUGUAAAACCAUUUUUAUAGUUUCACUGUGCCUGUAAUUCCCAAUUCCCACAACUAACUCUUAAUUGUAGACAAUGCUAAAGGAGCUGAAUGUGGAAAUAUAAACAUGCAUUCAUAUUAGCGUUCAUAAAUUCAGUUUGUGAUGAGGAUUUUCACAAAUUAGACUUGACAGAAAUUGUUUCACAGAAAUACAUUUUAUUUUAUUUUAACAAAAUAACAAGUGUCAUUUUAAAACCUUUUAUUCAAAUGGAAAAAACAUUUCUCUUAGUUCCACAUCCAACGCUGUCAACCGACCCAAGUCUGCGAGGUUUUCUGAAACUGAAAAACAAACUACUUAAAGAAAUGUGUAUUUAAGUUUGAUCCUUUUUCUGAUGUGAAAACUGACAUGUUGUGGGGAGAUAUUGCAUUUUAGUCCUUCAGUUGAAAAACCCAACAAUGUUUAAAAUGUAUGUGAAUGUUGGAGGUCGGUGAAUUUUAGUAAGAAGUUGCUUCUCAAACGGUACACGAAGAGAAAUAAUCCAAAGACUUUUUUGUAUAUCUCUACAGGUAAGUGUUGGAGUUUUUACCUCUAACGAUGAAUGUCUCAAAAGGUCUUUGCUGUAAAAAGGAGGGAUGCAUUUUUAUUGUUUUCUUGGAUAUUGUUCAAACUGCUACUGAAAGGACAGAAGAGCUGAAACAGUUCUGCAGUUUUAGGCUGAGUAUUUGUGGAGUCUGACAUGUGUUUACAUUAUUGAUGUUCAGUCAUCUUGUUCAGGGUUGCAGAGUAAAACUGAUCAUUUCAUCAAACAUUGAAUAUUUAUUUUUUAAAAAACCUUUUAGAAGGUUUGCUCAAUUCACACAUUUGAAGUGAAAUAACUCAUGUCUGGAGUACAGAGCUUUUUUUUCUGAUAUUAAUCCACAUUGUUAGCAGAGCAGCCCGUUACAGCAGCUACGUCGUUGUGAAACUCAACUGUGGGGUGCACCGAACGUGGAGGACAAAGAAAAAGACGAGAGACUCUCUGCUGCUUCUCAUGGCACUCACUCUGCAACUCAGCGCAGCUGCGUGCAGGAAGGCCCUUUAUUAGCCACGCCCACCACACAGGUGGCUUCUCAGUGUGAAUCACAAAUUAAGUAUGCCCAUCAUUUAUGGAAACAAAAUAAACAAUAAUUGAGAGCACCAUUCAACACCCCCUCUUGCUCUCACAUUAUUACAAACAAAUCAAAACAUUACCUUUACAACCAGUCAGAAAAACAUCACAUAUUACAUCUCCAGAUUUUUUCAGUUAUCCCCAAACAUAAAUCUGGCAAAUUUAGCCAACUUAAAUUUUGUUGCAGGCUUGGUCAUCAGAUCUGCAACCAUCUGGUCAGUUGGACAAUAUUCCAAUGACACUUUACCAUCAGCUAUACAAAGACUGUUUACCCUGAUGUUUUCAACAAUACUUCCCUAUGAUGUUUUAUUUAAACAUAGCAUAGAAUACUUCUUUGUUGUAACAAUGCUUCUUUGCAAUAAAUCUCACACCGUUGGAACGCCUGUCCAUUUCCCUUUAAAUGGGGCCACAUUUGUGAGGAACACGCAUUUGUUGGAUGAGCAGCAGAGCUGAGUAUGUGGGUUGCGACCAUGAAAAAUGUUCAGAAUCUCCUCUGCCAAAGCGAAACAGCUAUUGACGCUUGUUUUGAUCUUCUGGUUCCCCCAGGUGCUGACCUCACCUGUCAGCAGAGCCAGAGCGACCAACACAACCACGUUGGCUGAAAUGUCCGCACUUUUGUGUGGUUUUAUAUAUUUUUGACAUUCUGUACUAUGAAGUUGACUUCGACGUGACAUUUUAUCUGAUAUUUUCGAUGCACUAUACCUAUACUAUGACUGAAGCCAUCUCAGGGAUGAGGGCAUCUGGGAACCUGGCAGCUGCAGGAAGGUGAAAUAAACUGUAAUGUGGCAGGAAAUGUUGGAGGGUACCUUGAAUGCACUCUUUAAUAAAUGUAUACAAAAAAUGCAAUCAA
Messenger RNA from Eleginops maclovinus (Patagonian blennie), 3384 nucleotides. RefSeq lists its product as uncharacterized. NCBI's taxonomy places the organism in Eukaryota, Metazoa, Chordata, Actinopteri, Perciformes, Eleginopidae. The record is from RefSeq and is a predicted model, not a curated record. The coding region runs from base 613 to 1398 and encodes 261 amino acids. The transcript is spliced from 7 exons.